Messenger RNA from Ilex paraguariensis (yerba mate), 537 nucleotides. The record is from the annotation of a GenBank genome assembly. NCBI's taxonomy places the organism in Eukaryota, Viridiplantae, Streptophyta, Magnoliopsida, Aquifoliales, Aquifoliaceae.
AUGACCGACAAAGAGCGCUAUGAAUCUCUCAGGCACUGCAGGUGGGUUGAUGAAGUCAUUCCUGAUGCACCAUGGGUGCUUACAGAGGAGUUCCUUGACAAACAUCAGAUUGACUAUGUGGCACAUGAUUCUCUUCCUUAUGCCGAUGCAAGUGGAGCUGGCAAAGAUGUUUACGAGUUUGUCAAGUCCAUUGGGAAAUUUAAGGAGACAAAACGAACUGAAGGGAUAUCCACAUCAGAUAUAAUAAUGAGGAUUGUCAAAGACUACAAUGAAUAUGUGAUGCGCAACUUGGACCGAGGAUACUCGAGAAAAGAACUUGGGGUUAGUUAUGUGAAGGAAAAGAGGUUGAGAGUGAACAGGGGGUUAAAGACGUUGCAAGAGAAAGUGAAAAAACAACAAGAAAAAGUGGGAGAGAUUCGAGAGAAGGGUCAAUGGGGAGCCCCAUUGGUCUUGGACAUAGGUCACAGGCUGGAGUCUUACAUGGAAAUUGCUAGUUGUCUGAACAUCAGAUCUAUCCAGCUUUCUGCCUUGAAUUAG